Brassica oleracea var. oleracea is the source of this 2823-nucleotide messenger RNA. RefSeq names its product cation/H(+) antiporter 18. Gene Ontology annotation, molecular function: antiporter activity. The record is from RefSeq and is a predicted model, not a curated record. The transcript has 5 exons. The coding region runs from base 361 to 2763 and encodes 800 amino acids. NCBI's taxonomy places the organism in Eukaryota, Viridiplantae, Streptophyta, Magnoliopsida, Brassicales, Brassicaceae. Gene Ontology annotation, biological process: regulation of pH; proton transmembrane transport. Gene Ontology annotation, cellular component: endomembrane system; membrane.
ACUAAGCAUUAAGUAAGAAUCUGACAGAGAGAAGAAGAAGAAGGGCUCAUAUGCUUUGAAACACUGCGCUUCUCUUUCUCUCUCUAUUUAAGUCGUAUCCAUCCAACUUGUUUUCAGUCCCCUAAUCUUUGACGUCUACUUCGCCAGCGAAUCAUCGUCGUCGAUCUUUACAUGUCAGCUAAUAUCGGCACAGCAUAUAUAUAACAAAGUUCUUUUCUUUUUGUAGUUGAGAUCGUCGAGUUCUUCAGGGUUUUUAUUUUUUUGGGAGUAAUUAAGAAUCUAAUUGUGGAUGGUAGUAUCUCUCUGGUGCAACUCUAUGCAUGUGGAACAAAAGAAGCUUCUUUCUUUUGGUCUGCAAGAAUGGCUGCAAAUACUUCAGCUUGUCCAGCUUUUAUGAAAGCAACCUCUAACGGAGUUUUCCAAGGAGAUAACCCUAUAGACUUCGCGUUACCUCUUGCCAUUCUUCAGAUUGUCAUCGUUAUCAUUCUCACUCGUCUCCUUGCUUACCUUUUAAGACCCCUUAGACAGCCUCGUGUCAUUGCAGAAGUCAUUGGUGGGAUUAUGCUUGGACCGUCUCUUCUUGGCCGUUCCAAGGCUUUUCUAGCCGCUGUGUUCCCAAAGAAAAGCUUGACGGUUCUAGAAACUCUGGCUAAUCUCGGCCUUCUCUUCUUCCUUUUCCUCGCCGGUUUGGAGAUUGACACCAAAUCUCUUCGUAACACCGGUAAAAAGGCUUUAGGGAUCGCCCUAGCUGGUAUCUCACUCCCGUUUGCUCUUGGCAUUGGCUCUUCGUUUGUUCUCAGAGCAACGAUCUCCAAAGGAGUAGACAGCGUGGCGUUCCUCAUCUUCAUGGGUGUGGCUCUCUCAAUCACUGCCUUCCCUGUGUUGGCUCGUAUCUUGGCUGAGCUUAAGCUUCUAACCACUGAGAUAGGACGACUCGCCAUGUCGGCUGCUGCGGUCAACGACGUGGCUGCUUGGAUCCUCCUCGCUCUAGCCAUUGCUCUCUCUGGAUCAGAUACCUCCGCUCUAGUUUCUCUUUGGGUUUUCCUCGCCGGUUGUGGUUUUGUCGUCGCUGCUAUUUGCAUCAUUCCUCCGGUCUUUAAAUGGAUUGCGAGGAGGUGCCAUGAGGGAGAACCCAUUGAAGAAACCUACAUCUGUGCCACUUUGGCUGUUGUUCUUGUUUGUGGAUUCAUAACUGACGCUAUUGGGAUCCACUCCAUGUUUGGUGCUUUUGUGGUGGGUGUUUUGAUCCCAAAGGAAGGACCUUUCGCUGGUGCGCUCAUUGAGAAGGUGGAGGAUCUUGUCUCUGGUCUCUUCUUGCCGCUUUACUUUGUCGCCAGUGGCUUGAAAACUAACGUGGCCACGAUUCAAGGAGCUCAGUCUUGGGGUCUUUUGGUUUUAGUCACCUUCACUGCUUGUUUUGGUAAGAUUGUUGGCACUCUAGGUGUUUCCCUCGCCUUCAAGAUACCUAUGAGAGAAGCUGUAGCUUUAGGGUUCCUCAUGAACACUAAAGGCUUGGUCGAACUCAUCGUCCUCAACAUCGGGAAAGAUCGAAAGGUUCUUAACGAUCAGACAUUUGCUAUUAUGGUUCUGAUGGCUCUCGUCACAACCUUCAUGACCACACCGAUCGUGAUGGCAGUUUACAAACCGGCGAGAAGAGCAAAGAAAGAAGGAGAGUACAAACACAGGACGGUGGAACGAGACAACAACACAAACACACAGCUCCGAAUCCUCACGUGUUUCCACGGAGCAGGAAGCAUCCCUUCAAUGAUAAACCUCCUGGAAGCCUCAAGAGGUAUAGAGAAAGGCGAAGGACUAUGCGUCUACGCUCUACACCUACGAGAGCUAUCAGAACGCUCCUCAGCUAUUCUAAUGGUCCACAAAGUCCGCAAAAACGGAAUGCCGUUCUGGAACAGAAGAGGGAACAACAACAACAACGCGGAUCAAGUGGUCGUCGCCUUCCAAGCUUUUCAGCAGCUGAGCAGAGUCAACGUCCGACCAAUGACAGCGAUCUCGUCAAUGUCCGAUAUCCACGAAGACAUCUGCACGACGGCAGCUAGAAAACGAGCGUCGAUUGUGAUCUUACCGUUCCACAAACACCAGCAAGUCGAUGGCUCGUUGGAGACGACGCGUGGAGAUUACCGUUGGGUUAACCGGAGGGUUUUGGUCGAAGCUCCGUGCUCCGUUGGGAUAUUCGUUGACCGUGGACUCGGCGGUUCGAGCCAAGUCUCGGCUCAGGACGUUUCUUACUCCGUCGUGGUGUUGUUCUUCGGUGGACGCGACGAUCGUGAAGCUUUGGCGUAUGGAUUACGCAUGGCGGAGCAUCCCGGAAUAUCAUUGACGGUUUUCCGAUUUGUUACAUCGCCGGAGAGAGUCGGAGAGAUUACACGUGUCGAUGUGGAUAACGAGAGUGGGAAAAUCCUAAAGUCCGAUGAGGAGGUUAUGUCUGAGACCAGGAAGAAAUCAUCAGUGGAUGAAUCGGUUACGUUCGUGGAGAAGCGAGUGGAGAACGCCGCCAUGGAUGUUAGAUCAGCGAUUGAGGAGAUGCGGCGGAGUAAUCUGUUUUUGGUUGGUCGAAUGCCAGGUGGAGAAAUCGCGUUGGCGAUUAGGGAGAACAGUGAAUGUGCAGAGCUUGGACCUGUCGGGAGUUUGUUGAUAUCGACGGAGUCUCCGACGAGAGCAUCGGUUCUGGUGAUUCAGCAGUAUAAUGGAGCGGGAACAGCUCCGGAUUUGGCGUCGGCUGGGUCGGAGUUAGACACUGAUUAGAUAAAUUGUUUAGCUUUUCGGUUUGGUUCUGGGGUUGGUUUACGAGAGGUAGUGGAAUAU